AUGACUCUUCUAAUAGUUGUAUGUAUUGUUGCUGCCUUUGCUUGUAACGAAGGUGAGUACUUUGACCAGACCACCGCAACGUGUAAAGCGUGUGAGAACAACUGCAAGACUUGUUCCACGCAAACUCUUUGUCUUACAUGUGUUGAUAGUGGAAAUGUAAAUCAGCCGUAUGUGUUGGACCAAACAUACCAAUGUGUCCUUCGCCCGCAAAUAACAAAUUGCAUAUCCUACACGGGAGUGUUGUGUACUCAAUGUGACAAGUACUAUUAUUUGAAUAACCAAGUCUGUACGCAGUGUGAUGCAGACAAAAAAUGCACGUACUGCAAUUCGCAGGAAUGCUUCCAAUGUUCUUACGGAUACACUUUAGUCAAGAACGGGAAAGAGUGUGUUGACUGUUCACAGGCCGUAAACGAUGCCGAUUGUGGUCGAUGUCCUGCAGACAGAUACUUUGACAUCUCGACGUUAUCUUGUAUGCCGUGUAAAGACUUUUGCGAUCAUUGUACGUCCGCCACAAACUGUUAUUCGUGCUCUACUGGGUAUGCUCUUGCUGAUUCGAAUAACACUGAGUCGAAUUGUGUUCGCAUUGAAAAUUGUGCGGAUGGCUUUACAUAUGGAGACCACUGCGAGAGGUGUAAUCCAAGUUACUUCCUGAAGGAUGGGAAGUGUGCGAAAUGUGGUAAUGACUGUAUCGCGUGUAUUGACGACUCUAUUUGCACUGAAUGUAUUAACUCAAAGAAAUUGGCAAAUGGGAAGUGCAUUGAUACAAUCGAACACUGUUUGAGUGCGGAUAAUAUCAAUGGAUGUACUGCAUGCGAGUCUGGGUAUUACAUUGGACAAGGCUCUGUAUGUGUGAAAUGCGGAGUAACUUGUUCGACGUGUGUGAGCGAAAGUUAUUGCUUUAGAUGUGCGGCAAAUUACUACUUUGGGACUAAAGAAGGCGAGUGCUUACCAAAGAAAGAAGACUGCGAAGCGACAGAUCAAUAUGGGUGCAUGUCGUGUAAAACAAACAUAAAAAAUGACGCACAAUGCGAAAUAGAUAAAGUCGUUGAUACAACUGGGUCGAUUAACUGCACUACACAAACGUAUGGAUAUUACUUGGAAGCGACAGUACAAGCGGAUGGGACUGUGAAAUAUGCACAACAAUGCCAACAAUGUAAUUUGAAUUGCAAAACAUGUGCGUAUAACAAGGAUUGGUGCACAUCGUGUAAUGACGGAUAUACAUUAGCAGAGAAUGUUGGUCAAAGAGAACUUUACCGAAUGACUACUAAGGAAAUUGGGAAUGUCUACAAUUGUUUAGUGAAGCCGGCUUCUUGUAAAACUGCGGAGAUGGGAUAUUGUACAGAAUGUGUAGAGGGAUAUUUCUUGUCUGAUGUCUCAUGUGUGUUGUGUGACGAAUCGUGUGGGUCUUGCACGUCCGAUUUAUUCUGUCAAACGUGUUCUGCUAAAAAGGAUGCAAAUGGGAAAGCUCUUUAUUGGCGUCCAUCUGAACUUUCUGCUCUAGAAAAUGAGGCCAAAGGGUUAUGCAUGAAGUUAAGUGAAACUUCGGUUCAAUAUGGACUGGACAAAUGCACACACGACCCGACAAAUCUUGGGUGUACCUCAUGUAACGACACGUAUUACUUACACAACAAUUACUGCAAGCAGUGUCCUCUCGAUCUUUGUAGUAAAUGUAAAGAGAGUGCAGUUGAAGGGACGAAUGAAACAAAAGUCAUUUGUUUAGGGUGUUCCAACAACACUUAUUUAGUCGCUUCAGAAAACAGAUGUGUAGCGUGUGACUCAAUUGAGAAAUGUUCUACUUGUGAAACUGAUGGUUGUCAUGAGUGCACUGAUGACUACAAACCCACUCCAGAUAGAAAGAAGUGUACUAAAGUGAAUGUCGCAUUGAUAGUUCCUCUCUCUAUAGCCGGAUUAGUCAUUGUUGUGGUGGUCGUGGUCCUCAUUUUGUUCUUAAUUUGGAGACGUCGUCUUGCUGUCGAAAAAGAGCGCAAGAAGAGUUUCAGACCGACGAAAGUCUCCUCUGAACUUGAGAUGCUUUUGGCCUCAUCGGACAACGUCAAUUUCCCAUUGAAAGCCAUUAUGGACUUACAAGUGGAAAAAGACAAAGACGGAAAAAUUAAGAAGGCGGCGCCCCAGAAAUGGGACUUUGAUUUUGGUUUGAAGGGAGAGAAACCAAAAGUGGACGAAGAAAUUACACAGACGAUUAAAAUAGUGAAUCCAACAAAAGUCACAUACUACUUUGAAUUUACCACGCCUGUCUCGCAUCAAUACGAAAUCACGUUUGCUCCAAAACAAGCGACUUUGAAGCCACAAUUUGGUGUUGAUGUUAAAAUCACAUUUAAAGCACUUUGCACGACGAAUAUCGAAGACAACAUUGCUAUUUGUGCUAACACUAUAGAAGACACUAAUAAGGAAAUUGCUAAAUUCUCAUUGCGAAUUGAGUCGGACAUCUCACUCAAAUUGGACUAUAACGAACUGAAAGCAAAUGGGGGACCGAUUGGUGAAGGUGCGUUUGGCCAAGUAUUCAGAGGGAAUUACAGAGGGAUGGAUGUUGCGAUUAAGAAGAUGAAAGAGCCGAAGAUGACGGAUGUGCAGAAGUAUGAAUUUGAUCACGAAAUUACUAUGUUGAAAUUACUGAGACAUGAAACUACAGUGAAUUACAUUGGUGCUGUAUACACAAUGGGGGAGUACGCUAUUGUCACUGAAUUCAUACCUUUUGGCGCAUUAAGUAAACUCCACCAGAAAGAGAAUUUCCCACUUGAAUUAAAAGAGAAGAUUAUGGACGAUGUUGCGGCUGCUAUUUAUUACUUGCACUCCCUCGAAGUCUUGCAUAGAGACGUGAAAGGAGAGAACGUCCUGAUAAGUGCGAUUGACGAGAAUAAGACCGUCUGUGGGAAAUUAACAGACUUCGGGACAUGCAGACUCAUCACGGAACAAAAACUGAAGGAAAAACCACUGACGGAAGGCGUCGGAACACCUAGCUAUAUGCCACCAGAAGCAUUGCAACAUAAAGCAUAUGGAAAGCCGAUGGACGUCUUUGCGUUUGCUAUUACGAUGUAUGAGACGUUUGUCGAACACCCGGCGUAUGUCGGAGAUCGAUUUGAAAAGGCGUGGAACAUCCCACAAUUUGUAUCGGAAGGAAAACGACUUGAGAAACCGAACGGCAUCCCAGAAGACUACUGGAAAUUGGUGACAGACUGUUGGAAAGAUAACCAAGACGAAAGACCUACUAUUAAAGAAGUUUUGGUAAGAAUUAAUAACUUCGAGUUGAAAUUUACAAGAAGUCCAGUGGGAGCAGGUAUGAAAGAAGAUAAACCAAUACAGAAGGUCGAAGAGAAAAAAGAGGAAAAGAAUGAAGAGGUGAAAGUUACUUUAGACGAAGUAAAAGUGGAUAACAAAGAAGUAAAGAUUAAUGCAGAAGAAGUCACAGUCCAAAAAGAAGAACAUCAGAAUACAGAGGUUAAGGUCCAUAAUAAGAUGGACUCAAAAUCUUCUUCGUCAAAAUCAAGCUCAUUUAGCUCGUCGAGUUCCGAGUAA
This is a messenger RNA of Entamoeba invadens IP1, 3534 nucleotides long. RefSeq names its product serine-threonine protein kinase, putative. The coding region runs from base 1 to 3534 and encodes 1177 amino acids. NCBI's taxonomy places the organism in Eukaryota, Evosea, Mastigamoebida, Endamoebidae. Gene Ontology annotation, molecular function: ATP binding; protein kinase activity. The transcript has 2 exons. The record is from RefSeq and is a predicted model, not a curated record. Gene Ontology annotation, biological process: protein phosphorylation.